AUGUACGUACAGGUUGAUCGCAUCCUCUAUUCUUCCGUGGUAUAUCCUGACAACUACGGAUUCAUUCCUCGUUCUCUAUGCGAGGACAACGACCCUAUGGACGUGCUAGUUCUCAUGCAGGAAGGUCCGACUUAUUACUGGUCUAUUUUCUCUGACUUGACUCAGCUUGACCUACUUGAGCCAAUAGGGCUAAUGCCAAUGAUCGAUCAGGGAGAGAAAGACGACAAGAUCAUUUCAGUACAUGCUGAUGACCCCGAGUAUCGCCACUACACAGACAUUAGCCAACUCCCACCCCAUCGUCUCACUGAAAUCCGGCACUUCUUCGAAGACUACAAGAAGAAUGAGAACAAAGAGGUGGCAGUAAACAACUUUUUGCCUUCAAACAACGCUGUCGACGCCGUUCAAUAUUCCAUGGACCUUUAUGCUGAGUACAUUCUGCAGACAUUGAAGAAGAAGUAA
Messenger RNA from Andrographis paniculata, 459 nucleotides. RefSeq names its product soluble inorganic pyrophosphatase PPA1-like. Gene Ontology annotation, biological process: phosphate-containing compound metabolic process. Gene Ontology annotation, molecular function: magnesium ion binding; inorganic diphosphate phosphatase activity. NCBI's taxonomy places the organism in Eukaryota, Viridiplantae, Streptophyta, Magnoliopsida, Lamiales, Acanthaceae. The transcript is spliced from 5 exons. The record is from RefSeq and is a predicted model, not a curated record. Bases 1 to 459 code for a protein of 152 amino acids. Gene Ontology annotation, cellular component: cytoplasm.